Molecule: messenger RNA, 3954 nt
Organism: Gavialis gangeticus (Gharial)
Lineage: Eukaryota; Metazoa; Chordata; Crocodylia; Gavialidae
Gene: MICALL2
Product: MICAL like 2
Exons: 18
Coding region: 1-2430 (809 amino acids)
Molecular function (GO): protein binding
Source: RefSeq, a predicted model, not a curated record
AUGUGCAUCUGUGUGUGCACGCGCAAGUGGCCUGCACGCACCCAGGCAGUGUCGUGGGAGCAGCCCCAGCAGCUGGAUGUAGGUGGUCACAGAAACUUCAACUCCCUCAGCAAAGAGAACGUUUAUGAGAACAACAAGUUGGCAUUUCAAGUGGCUGAAGAGCAGCUGGGGAUCCCUGCCUUGCUGGACGCUGAGGAUAUGGUAGCGCUGAAGGUGCCUGACAGGCUGAGCAUCCUCACAUACGUCUCCCAGUAUUAUAACUAUUUCCAUGGACGAUCGCCUAUCGGUGGCCUGUCUGGAAUCAAGCGGCCCUCUUCUGAAGUCAGUGGGGAGCCAGCUGGGAAAAAAGUAAUCUCCGAACCUGUUAAGCCAGCCCCCACAAAGCCAUCACGAGCCUAUCCACCACCUACUCCCAAGACAGGACCAGCAGUGCCAGGACAGGAUCUGCCAAAGGAAAAUCCUCCUGUGACAGCGAAAAGGGUCCUGGCAGACAGCAGUAAUGUGCGUAGCAGCAGCUGUGCCAUCUGUGGGGACCAUGUGCACCUGGUGCAGCGAUACCUGGUUGAUGGGAAGCUCUAUCACAGGAACUGCUUCAGAUGCAAACAGUGCUCGAACACGCUCCUCUCUGGGGCCUACAAAUCUGGGACAGAGCCUGGGACAUACAUCUGUACCAGCCACCAACAGCCAGCCAGAAGCACAGGGUACAAUCCUGCCAUUUCAGCCAGUGAUGCCUCAGGAGCUUUCCAGAAAGUGGUGGACUCCAAGAAGCCAGCCCAGGCAUCGGCCCAAACAAGCCAGGCAAGCAAAGACGCUGCUUUCACCUCCGAUUCUGCCAGUUCCACCAAGCCAUUUGCUGGGAGCAGCUCUGGCUUUAAAAGUCUAAAUGCUCCACAGUCACCUCCUGCUGGGAAUAAACCAGAUCAGCGUGAAAGUGCCAUAUCACCUUCUUGGACGUCUAUUGCAGCCAAAACGCAGCAAGCCCGAGAGAAGUUCUUCCAGUCUGGUUUGGGUGACUCGGGGCCUUCGAUUAGCAAAGCACCAGCUGCCAAAGACCAAGUUGUUAAUUCACCUCCCUCUUCAGCAGGUGGCAAAGCUGCCUUUAGCAAAAACUUUUCUGAUGUACGUGGAGGCAGCAGUGAGAAGGAUAAAGCACGUAGUUUUCUCAGGCAGGCUCUCCCUGGAUCUGAUGCCUCUACGGACAGGCCUGGAGGGGUCACUACUGCUGGCUCCCAGGCCCCCAGCAGCGUGAAGCAUUCUUCCACUGCCUCCCGCUGGCCGAGCCCUGAUCCAAAAGUGCAGGGCAACAAAAUGGGUCCCGCAGGACUGAGACCGGCAGCAAUCCCAGAGCCUGCACCCAGGAGUCCUGCCAACAAGUUAGGAGGUGAGGCUGCUGCUCAGCCUGGAGGGAAAAGCUGGAUGGGUAGCAAACCUGCAGACUUCGGUCGUAAUCCAGACGGGAAGAGCACCAAAGGAAUUGUGGACAACACUGAAGAUAAAUCUGAGAGUCCGGCAGACUGGAGAACCAGGUUGAAGCCCGUGUCCAACAAGGCCUCAGACCAGGGUGUCCAUAAAAAGCCUACAGAUACCUCCAACGUGUUCAACACAGCAGUAAGCCUGGCACAGAAGGAGACUAAGCCAGCUUCAUCCAUUGUCUCACCAGCAAAUCAGAACAGUGCUCCAUCUGCUGCGCUGCCUCAGAAGAAGAAGCUGUACCCUAGCCAGGAGCUCUCUACCAGCUGGCAAACACCCAAGCAAAAAUGGGAAGAGCCUAUCACCCCUGCCAAGGAGGAGGAGUCAGGCCACUCCAAGAGGGUCAUGGCUCCAGUUAAACCGUCUGUUCCUCAAAGCUUCCCUGCGAAUGAGCCAGUAUCUCCAACCAAGCUCCAUCCAGACUACAUCCCGGAAGAGGAAAUCCAGGAGAAGGUGCGAGAUAUUGAGAAGCAGCUGGAUGAGCUGGAGCAACAAGGAGUCGAUCUGGAGAAACAGCUGCGUGGCUGUGAAGGAGAUGAAUCUGAGGAUGCCCUCAUGGUGGACUGGUUCAAACUGAUCCAUGAAAAGCAGCUGCUGCUGAGACUGGAGUCAGAGCUGAUGUACAAAAUGAAGCAGCAGAAGCUGGAAGAGAAGCAGUGGAAUACGGAGAAUGAGCUGCGGUGUCUGAUGAGCAAACCUGAGGAUCUGAAGACGCCCUGGGAGAAGGCACGAGAAGAGGAGCUGCUGGAGUCAUAUGUGAGGAUUGUCAACGACAGAAACGAUAUCGUGGAUUGCCUGGAUGAGGACAGGAUCAGAGAGCAAGAGGAGGAUCAGGUGUUGGCAGACAUGAUCCAGAAGCUGGAUGGGCCUCGUGAUGGCCAGGAGAUGGACAAGAGGAAAAACAGGUUCCGAUGGUCCAAGAUUUGGAAGCAGAAAAAUAAGAACAGGGCUAAGGAGUGAAAUCCCCUGUGCAGCAGUGCUGAUGGCGGCGGCGUCUGAAGGAUGUCCUUCCCUCCCUGCUUUUUCCUGCUGUUGAACAGAACCAUAUAAAGAGGCUCCUUUGCCUUGUGAUGUGUAUGAAGGGCAUGAGGCCCAAUGGGGCCCCCUUGCCUCUCAUAAGGGGGACUAAUGAGAUACUGGUGCUACCCACCAGCUGAGAGCUGCAGCAUCCUCCUGAGGAUUGGCGCUUUAUUCUCUUGUUCAUCAGUAUGACUACAGCCCCACCCCUCAGGAUAGCACUGUCCCUAGUUCCCCCUGUCUCCCCAGCCAGACAAAGCUGUGCUUGGGAAAUGUCCUUCCUCCUUCCCAGCAUCCCCUUGCUUUGGGAAGGUUGGGAAGGGCUUGAGAGGCUUCAGAGCCAUGAGUUGCCUCAUUGCUCCAGGUCUGGGGACUUCUCAUUAUAACGCUGUUGCCGAGAGGAGCUGCAGGUCCUAGCACAAAGGACAAAUGAAGACCUAGGACCACGGCACUGACUCACUUAUAUCAGGAGAGGGUAAGGGAUAGAAAGAACUUAGCUGCAUUUGGAGAGAGAGAUGCUUUCCUUUUGAUUAUUUAGCUGCAGGAUGGUCUCCAAACCUCCAUUCAGAAGCUGCUGCUGGGUUUGUCUCUAAGCCAGCUCUCCCCAUGAUGGGAGACCCUUUCCCCCCACCUCUUUGUAGUGGGAUACACCAGCUUUCUCUCUGUUGGGGUUAUCAGGCAGCGCUUUCAUUGCCUCUGGUACGUCAUUUUGAAGGUGUCAGUAGACCCUUCUAAAACCGUCAGCCCACGUGCAGUAUGGGGAUUCACUGCUCUCCCCAGCCGUUUCCCUUGGUGAGGUAAAUACUCCUAAUGAACAGCCAAAUGCCUCGUUGUGUCAAUGAGUCCAGUAUGUUCAGGGAUGGGAUGGGGAAGUCAUAUCCUGGGCUGAGGGAUCUCAGGGAAUAAACUUCUCUUUUGUCCUCUCCUUUGCACAGUCUGAAAAUGAUUGUGCCCAUGCAUAUCAGCCUGCAGCCUCUCCUGCCCCCACGAUACUGUGCCUAAAGGGGAGGAAGGUAAAGACUAGGAACAGCGGUUGCAAAUCUGCAUCCUUCUGGCCUUUGCAAGAUGUGAAAUCAUCCUGCAUUUAUUCUGCCUCCAGCACAGGGGUUGUCUUUAGGAUCCUGCGGGCUGCUGUUCUCUAAUGCGACAGUGUUUCCUAUAGGCAGUUGGUCUCUGCCUUAUUCACAUCAUAGAAAAAAAGCUGCAGCUGGAUACCUGCUCCAAACAGGUGGUGCAGGAUGGUGUCGUGCCAUCCUUCUCCACCAGGUGGCAGCAGGGUUCUCUGGCCAAAUCAGUUUGCCCAGGGCAGCCAAGGCUGACUUGCUCAGGAAGUUUAUAAAGCACUAAAGCCCUUUCCCUACUACCGUAUGCGCUGCCUGGCCAGUCAGCAGGGACAUGUUGGGUUCACUUUUUUUGUAUUUGCAAAUGUUUGUAUUCAAUAAAAGAAAAAUACUUGCAGAAGUAAAA